Messenger RNA from Gryllus bimaculatus (two-spotted cricket), 1641 nucleotides. The record is from the annotation of a GenBank genome assembly. Lineage: Eukaryota; Metazoa; Arthropoda; Insecta; Orthoptera; Gryllidae.
GACAAUGAAUGAUCCAAAGCAAUUAAAAGAUCGUCAAGCAUAUUCUGCACUACAGCCAUCCUGGAUAAACAAGGCAUUGAUUGAACAAGCAUUGCGUAAUGACGGGGAAGAAAACCCUCAAGUUCAAGCAGUUGACGUGAGGCGCGCUCUCGCCGAGGGCGAAAACUACGGCAGCACCAUCUACCGGGUGACGGCUGCACUAUCUGACGGGAAAGAGCGCUCAUUUAUUAUCAAAGGGCCAACUGUUGCUGGACUGUCAGAGGCAACCCAACCAUCGGGUACUUUUCAACGAGAGAUCACCAUGUUCACUGACUGCAUUCCAAAGAUGGAGGUAAAGUUAUGUUCUGUAUAAAUACGCCCUGUUAGAAGACUGCGCUCCCGGUCGCUUUCCGCCCUUGACGCCCCGUUGCUACCACCACGCCACCUGCCCGGUCAAGUUCCUCGUCAUGGAAGACCUGCGGCCCGCGGGCUUCCGGCUGGCCGACCGGAAGCGAGGACUCGGCCUGAGGCACAGCCUGCUCGCCCUCCGCGGCCUCGCCCGCUUCCACGCCGCCUCGCACGCGCUCCUGCGGCAGCGGCCGGAACUUGAGCGGGCGCUGGACAACAUGCUGAACGUCUCCGAUCAGGGCCAUCAGGACUUCGUGAAGGGGGAGCUGGAGGCUACGGCUUUAGCUUGCCGCUCCUGGCCGGGCUUCCAGGAGAUAGCGGAACGACUGGACAAGUUCAAGACAAUUUCAGGAGUUGUUUUCGAUAAAAUCAAUGCACCAGAACCCGGAGGUUUCAACGUUAUAUCUCAUGGUGAUUUCUGGACGAACAAUUUAAUGUUCCGAUAUGAAGAUGGAAAUCCUGAAGAAUUUCGUGCAGUUGAUCUGCAGUUGGCGCACGUCUGCUCUCCAGUCAUCGACAUACUUCAUCUCUUCUCCAACAGUGUCAGUGAUAACGUUCACGCCCACCACCAGGAUCUGCUGCUGAGAGAGUACCACGUCGAACUGCGACACACGCUGGAGAUACUCGGGCACAAGGCACCGUCGCUAGAGUCGCUGCAGGCGGCAAUGGAGGCUUGCGGCAGUUACGCGCUGUACUUUGCGUUGGAGCUGCCCAUUGUGAAAGCCGAUGAAGGCCUCGAUUUGGACGCCGUCAGCAGAGGGGAUUACACCGACCUGCUGCGUGUGUUGGAGACCCCGGACAUUAAAAAGCGACUGCAGCGCAGUCUCCAGGAGUACGCCCGAAAAGGGUGGCUUCCUGCUUAGUUUUUAACUACUCUUCGGGUUCAUUUGACCCGAGGGAAAUGUUUUACUUUCUCGCUACGGAGUUGAGAGAUUGUUUUGUAAUGCUGCGUGGAAAAAAACCCACGAAUUUUUGUCAGAAAAGCUCUUAUUAUAGAGCCCUGGUAAUGAAAAAGGGAAUAAAUCCAGUUGCUAAAUUUAGGAGGAAAAUCCUCCAACACGCGGUGUAGCCAUAAUCCGUUUUGUGGGUCCAGGAGAGCGAAAAACUGAGUAACGACAAAACGUCUGUCUAUCCGUCAGUCUGCCUGCCUGAUCGUCCGUCUGUGAACAACGCAAGUAGGUCUUUUAAAAGAAUGAUACAGGUCACAUGUUCUUUAAAAAUCCCAAUUUUUUGAAAAUUGCAAAAAUUCAAAAU